Ogataea philodendri is the source of this 1389-nucleotide messenger RNA. RefSeq lists its product as uncharacterized. The coding region runs from base 1 to 1389 and encodes 462 amino acids. Gene Ontology annotation, molecular function: oxidoreductase activity. The transcript has a single exon. The record is from RefSeq and is a predicted model, not a curated record. NCBI's taxonomy places the organism in Eukaryota, Fungi, Ascomycota, Pichiomycetes, Pichiales, Pichiaceae.
AUGACAGCUGUGGACGUUGUGAUUGUUGGUGCUGGCAUUGCUGGUAUCAAGGCCGCCACCGAAUUGAACGCCAAGGGCUUGAAGACCCUAGUUUUAGAGGCCAGAGAUAGAAUUGGAGGUAGAUUGUACACCUAUCACCCUAAGGGAUCCAAGUUUGGCUACGAUAUUGGGGCAUGUUGGUUCCACGCUACUGUGCACAACCCGAUCUUCCAGAAUGCGGUUCAGAAAAAGAACAUUGACUACGUUUUCGACGAGAAUUCCGCCUCUGUGAUCACUCCUGAGGGCCCCUUGCCAACCAAUGUUGGGCCAAUCGUGGAGGAAAUUAAGCUGUACGCCAAGUCCCGGCCAGGUCCUGAUGUAAACCUCAAAACUGCCUGUGCCGAGUACUUUGCCAAGCUAGGAAACGUUCUUUCCGAGGAACAGAAAACCUGGGCUACCGCACUAAUUAGAUUACUAGAAGUCCCUAACGGUAUGAGAUGGGACAUGUUCUCGGCUAAGCUGGCCACUCCACCAUACGGCGGCAGAGACGCGUUUGUUUCCAGCGGUUACGAGAAGGUUAUCGAGAACGAACUCGAAGGGUACCCUAAAGAAUCCAUUUUAACCAGCACUGUUGUGAAGGAGAUCCAGAAGAAGGGCGAUACAUACACCGUCACUACCGAAGACGGCAAGUCGUUCACCUCUUCGUUUGUGAUUAUUACAGUGCCCCAAUCCGUGUUGAAACUGACCGUUGAGGACCCUGAUGCCAAAGGUGCCAUCAAAUUUGAUCCUCCUUUGCCUGCUUCCAUCACCGAUAAUUUUGCCAAGACCCAUUUCUGUGCGCUUGGAAAGGUGAUCUACGAGUACGACUCCGCGUUCUGGCCAGAAACCGAGAAAUUUGUGAUCCUUCCUGGCCCAGACAGCUCUGUGGCUACCAAAACCAGUUUUGAGACGCAGGAGUACGAUAAGAAGCUGGAUGCCCAAGAGGCCGACCAGCUGAAGGCGUUUGAUUUCCCUGUUGUCGUCUCCAACCUGAACAUCGUGAAGGGCGCUCCCGCAUUGAUGUUCUUGGUGCCUGCACCUGCUUCGCACUUGCUCGAGGAGGACGUUGAGAAAUACGGACCAAAACUGAUCGAGCCGCUGAUCGCCAAACUUUCUAACAAAGACGUGAGCGAGCUGCCAAAACCUAAGCUUGUUUUCUCGACAAACUGGGGUACCGAUCCGUUCAGCAGAGGAUCUGUUUCUGGUAAUGCAGUUGGAGAUGUUCUGGUCAACGACGGACUGAUCGAAGGUGUUGGAAACCUGCGUUUUGCCGGCGAGGCCUACUGCUACGAGGGCCAUUGCAACGCUCAUGGCGCCUAUAUCAGUGGAAAGAGAGAGGCAGACUACAUCCUGCAACAGCUUGGCAAAUGA